AUGUUUUGUAAAUUGGUAACUGAAGUGAAUUUGUGUUCUGAUUUCAAUACAAAUAUUGGAUGUGCAUUAAGAGCAUAAACACCAUGUAUUGUGGCAAGUCCAAGCACCGAUAGUUCAGGUUGCACAACAGCUGCUUUAACAUUCAAUUCAAAAUUGAAUCAAUUUGGAUGUACUCAAUUAGUAGGGGAUGUUUAUAGAUAUGACAUGUAUGAAUACGAGUGUAAAUUAUUAAUUGCAACAGAAAUGAUUGGAUGUGAAAAUUUGAAUUUCAAUGCUUGCAUUAAAAGUACUAGUAGUUAUUUGACAUUGAUGUGUGCUUGGAUAAAUCAAAGAUGUUAAUAAAUUAAUGACUUUACUAAUGUAAAUGAUUGCACAAAAUUAAAUAAAUAUGCCUGUAUGAAAGUUGAAAAGAAUGACUUAAUAUGCAAAUGGGAUGAUACAAACUUUUGUCUGGCUUCUACUGAGAGCUCCAGUUGUGCAUCAAUUUCUCCCACAACACCAAUAACAAGCGAUGACUUUCCACCUACACCUUAUGUUAAAGCAUCAGCUCCUUAUAACUCUCUUAGUUUGUGCAGCAAGGGAGAAAGCACAAAGGCUUGUAUGGCAAAAGUAGGACAAUAAGGCUGUGUUGAAUUCAAUUACACAGUGGAGAUCUGUUCAGGAUUAGGUUUGAAUAGGAAAGCAUGCAUAGAAUAGACAACUGGAUAUUGCAUUUGGUAGGAUAAUCAAUGUCAAAAUGCAUAAUUAGAUAAUCAGAAUUGCACAGCUUAAGUGAACAAGAAAACAUGUCAAGCUAUGAACGAUGAAAUGUGUCAAUGGAACGACAGCACUCACACAUGUUCAAAUAUUACAUUGGUUGAAUGUUCAGAUGCAACUUCUUAUCUUUAAUGUGUGAAUGUACCCAAUAAGGAAUGCUACUAUGUUAAUACAUGUCAAGAGUUGAAAAUUCUCCCUUUGGUCUGCAAGAAGGGAUUCAACAAAGUGGCUUGCAGGAAAGUGUAAAAUCAAGUUUGUUAGUUUACUAAUAAUGAAUGUUCUCUUAUUGGAGAGUUCGACUACUGGUAGGUGUGUCCAUUAUAUAAGACUUUGGCUACUUGUCCGACGUCAACAUGUCAAUGGUAAAAUUCACAAUGCAUUAUCAAAACGGAAUGCUUACAUGCAUAGUAAUCAUUGACAACUCCUCUUGAUGAAAUUCCAUAUAUGUUGGAUAUAUGUACAAGCAUUAAGUUAUUUGCUUGCAUUUAAAUAUACAAUAAGAUUGGCUGCAUGACAAGUAGUCUAUAUUGUAAAUGGCAUGAUCUUACUGGGUGCUCUUCCUUUGCCACAUAUCUGAAUACAAUUACUUGCGAUGAUUCUAUCAAAUAUAAUAAGAAGGUUUGUGAUCAAUACGCUCCGAAGUUCUGUGAAUUCAAAGACGAUUCUUGCUCACCCAAAAUAUCUGAUUACUAUUUUACUAAUAUUCCCUCCCAAACCUUAGCAAGUACUGAAAUUAAUUAAGAUGUUGAGACUGAACAGUGUGACUUUUAUACCACCAGAGAAACCUGUCUGUAAUCUACUAAAUAUGCAUGUAAAUGGACUGGAUUUUGUGAAUCCUUAAGUGAUAAUGAAAUCAAUAUAACAUAUUCUGAACUCAAUUUAAAAGCAUGUAUCAAAUUCAAACAACAAUGGAGAUAAAGACAAUGUAUAGAAACAAGUUUUGUAUUCAUGCCAAAUGAAGUUGUAGAUCGCAAUAUCCAAGUUUGUGAAACUCCAUUUAUUUCUAAGUCUACUUGUAUGAAUAUCAGUGCUUAACCUUGUACAUUUAAUACUGCAUAAAAUAAAUGUGAAAAAACAACUAAUCUAUCUAAUAAUUGCUCCUCCUAUUUGAAUGUCAAUCAAAAGACAUGUCAAUUACUCAAAAAUCAUGCUUGUCAAUAUAAUGAGCUGACAUUUACAUGUGUAAGUGUAAAUCAAAAUCAAUUGCCAUCAAAUUUAGAUGGAGUGUCCCUAAUAGCCUGCAUCUCCUUAUCUAUUCCAGCAUAUUGGAAUAAUGGAUGCAAAUAAGUGACUAGAUUUUAAUGUGAUUCUGUUUAUAAAAGUUCCCCUUCAGCCUGUGCAUUAGCAUUAGGUCCUUGUAUCUAUGACCAAUCUACAUCACAGUGUGUGUCUACCUACAACAUCAAUUCAAUAUAUUGUGACACUCCAGGAAUCAGUCAAGAACUCUGCACCUCAAUCAUUAGAUAACCUUGUAUUUUUAAGUCAAAUCAGUGCUAAAUAAUCCCAAACACAUAUUCCUGUAGUCAAGCCAAACUUGUUAAUCAAUUGGCUUGUGCAUCUUUAAAUUAAUCCUGUGUCUACGAUUCCUUAAAUCAAUCCUGCAAGGCUGUUAUUUAAGCUUUGAAAUGUUCCUCGCCAGGAUUGUCCAAGAAUGCCUGUCUUCUCAAUCCCUCUUGUGCUUUCAAUUAUGAUUACACUUAAUGCUAAUGUUAGUACAUUGUGUCUCCAUAAAUUUGUCACAAUCUCACAAGUACUGAUUGUUCAGCAAAUUCCUCAUGUUUCUAUGAUACACUCCUUCAAGUAUGCAGACGUAAAUAUUGUGAAGAUCUAUCACCCAAACAAUGUGUAGGAUCAAUGGAAGGCAAACAAUGUUACCUCAGCAAUCGAAUUUAUUGUUAAUCAGCAAGCAAAUGUGAAGAUAUCAUCAAUGUCGAUAACUCCUAUUGUGAAGACAUAUUCUUCGAUGGAUUCCCUUGUUUAGGUACCAAUAGGCGAUGUUUCAGCUAAAAUAACUUUUAGGAUUACUGUCCCAAUUCUGAUUGUUCCAACAACAGUUGUAAAUAUAAUCAAUUAAAUGUCUGUCAAGCUUUGACUUGCUUUUAGCUUGAUGAUUGCACUAAAUUAGGUAAUUAUUGUCUCCAACUCUCUGAUGGCUCGUGCAUUGAAAACAAUAGUUGUCAAAGCCUAGAAUCAGAUAUGUGCAAUGGUGCUACUGUUCGUACUCAAGCAUCAUGUUUGUUGCAGAAAUAUAAUCUCUAUUUAGAGGAUGUCAUGUGUACCUCCUAAGUCUGUGAAUUAUAUGGCAUUUCUGAUUUGUGCAAUGGUAAUGAAUAUAAUGGAUACACAUGUUUAUUGGUCGAUCAGAAAUGCAUCCCUUGCGAUUAAAUCCUUGAUGUUUGCACUUGCAUGGAAGCUACAGGAAUAUGCCUAUGGAAAAACAAUAAAUGCCAUUCUGUACAAUGUAGUGAACUGUUAAAUGCAGCCUCGUGCAAUUCUUUGUCACGAUGUUCUUGGAGUAAUCUCAAUAAUGCAUGCAUGAUUCAUUGCAAUAAAGUCAUCAACUCUGAUGACUGUGAUUCCAGAACUGGAGAAUGCUAUUUUGAUUAUGCAACCAACUUCUGCUCCGCUGGAGUUUACAAAACACCCAAUCUGUCUAUUCAGAUAGACAUUUCAUCGAUCUAUGCAAUAUAUCUGACAUUGUCCAUCAUUACAUAUACCUUGAUUUUAUGA
Messenger RNA from Paramecium octaurelia, 3486 nucleotides. NCBI's taxonomy places the organism in Eukaryota, Ciliophora, Oligohymenophorea, Peniculida, Parameciidae. The record is from the annotation of a GenBank genome assembly.